Molecule: messenger RNA, 2458 nt
Organism: Oryzias latipes (Japanese medaka)
Lineage: Eukaryota; Metazoa; Chordata; Actinopteri; Beloniformes; Adrianichthyidae
Source: RefSeq, a predicted model, not a curated record
UGGGUGAAAGCUUGCAGCAGUCCCUCCCCCUCAAAGCACAGCUCUUAAUCCCUGAUAAUCUCUGCAUCUAAUGAAAGCUGGCAGUCAUGGCUACACCGACAGAGAAACUGAAGUCUUCUGGGCAUUUGACUGAACAAAACAUAUUUCUGAAACAGAAGAAACACUUUGGAAAGAGGUCUGUGCUGUUUGGGGAUGGAUUUUCAACUCCCACAAGUCUACAACGUCUAAGAGCAAUCCAGCUUCAGCAGUACCUGGAGCUGCUGAAGGAAAGGGAGCGCAGAGCUCAGCAGCGCAACAGGCAGCUGCUGCAGCAGUUUGAGGAGGCCCAGUCUGCGCUGGAUGAGAUGCUGGCCUGCAACGCUGCCAUGAAAACAAUACGGAUGGAGUAUGAGGGGUAUCUAGAGGAGAGCGCACCACGCUGGCUUCAGCAGUUCAAGGAGAAAACAGUGGCUGUCCAAAAGGAGCAGAGGGUGGAGAAACACUUUAAGUCACGCCAGGAGGAGGCAGAAUAUCCUGUUCCAAACCUCACAGCAGAUGAUUCUUUCCCUUCACAAGAUGCACAGAAAACUGUUGCUCCUCAAGGCUGGUCCACCCCAGAAUGUAGAAACAACCAAGAUGGCCGCCCUCAUCCCUUUACGCAAUACUCCUGGUUAACACAUCCUCAGAUCCAGAGCAGCAUGUUUCCUCUCAGAGGAUCGAAUCCACCUCAGACUCCUGCUCUCCUGUCUCCGCCCACCAUCUCUCACCCUUUGCUUGUGCACCCCCUCGCCUCAUCGCCUUGUCCUCCAUCACAGCACGGGUAUCCUUGGCUAGCUGGGACCUCUCUAGGUUCCCAUGGAUACAAAGAGGAGCCUCAUCCUGAGUUAAGAGGCUUCCAGAAUGGAGAGAACUCAAAGAGAAGAAGAGGUGGGAGCCGGAACAGUCAGCUGUCUCCUGAGUUUGACAUUAAACCAGUUCGCCUCUCCAGCAGAAAUUCUGAGAGCAGCGGGAGCAGCAGAGGUCCCACUCCGUCUACCAAAGAAAAGAGGAAGAAAAGAGUAGAGGUAUCUUCCUCAGAUGUAAACUCAGUGGAGACUUCCAGUGCUUCUGUCGCAGAAUCCCAACUCCUAAAAGAUCCUUCAUCAGUUAAAGGGAGCUUCAGAGAAACACAGAGAAGUGAGGGCCUCAUAGCUGCAUCACCAAGACCUGACGAAGAGGAAAGGACAGAGAAGAGGUCAGAAAGACUAAAUGAAAGGAACCGACAUUCUGAGGAGGAAUCUGGGAGCUCGACUAAAGGAUCCAUUCAAGCAAAACAGGGACAACAAAGCCACAGUGAUGAAUCAGAGAGGAGCAGACAAGGGGAAUCUGAAGAGGAAGAACAGCAAGGCAGUGAGAGCUGUGAGCGAAGGAACACAGAAGAAGAAAUCCAAACGAAGCUCAGCAGUAGAGAAGAAGAGAAAAGGCAGAAGAGUCAGAAGGACAGGAGUGUAGAAGAGGAUGACUGUUCCAUGAAAACCACAACCGAGGAAGAAGCAGGAACAGCAGCAGAGGAGGAAGAUGAAGAAGCAGCAGGAACAGCAGCAGAGGAGGAAGAUGAAGAAGCAGCAGGAACAGCAGCAGAGGAGGAAGAUGAAGAAGCAGCAGGAACAGCAGCAGAGGAGGAAGAUGAAGAAGCAGCAGGAACAGCAGCAGAGGAGGAAGAUGAAGAAGCAGCAGGAACAGCAGCAGAAAAAGAUCUAAAUGAAGAGCAACCAAACCAACUCAAGGAGGUUGAUGAUGAAAAGAUAAAAGAUUCCUCCUCUUCUCAGGAUGAAGAUGAGGAAGAAAUGGAAAGUAGUGAGAAGAAGAGUGAAGAGGAGUCCAGGAGGGAUGGAGGGAAAACAGAUUCAGAUGACAGCAUCAUCUCUCCGCAGAAUAAAAGUUACAAAGAGAAAAAGAUUCAGUUGGUUCUUGUGAUGCCAGCUGAAGAAAGCGUCCUCCAAAGCUCCGCGCAGACGAUUCCAGAGACAGCAGCCGAGGAAGAGGAGGAGGAGAACACAGGAUCUUCUAACGCCGUAGAGUCAAGCGAUGGGGACGAUGUCGAAAAUGUCCUCGCGCCUCAAGACAGGAAGCAGAAAGAUGUUUCCCACCUGGACCUGUUCCAAGUGACGGAGGACAGACAGAAGACCGAGCUCCAGGGAGACUCGGAUGAGUUUGAUCCCUUUUAUGACUGAACUUGUGCUCCUGUUCACUGAUGAGAACAGACGGAUGAGACAGGACAGGAGUCAGGACGUCUUUUGAUGUUGGAAAUCUCUGGACAGCAGCGUGACACUGAAAGGGAAUUUUGGUGGCAAAAAAAAACAACAAAAAAAAAUACCAAAAACAAAUUGUGCAGAUUUUGAAAACACAUUUAUUGUGGCUGCUGUAUUUAAACACACAUUUAAGGCCAACAGGGCUCUUGAAAUAUAAAAAUAAAUGAUAGAACUUGUUUUUAAUAGUA